AUGACCAUGUGCAGUCCUGAACUCCUUCCAGGGUUCAGGUUUCAUCCAACAGACCAGGAGCUUAUCAUUCAUUAUCUGAGAAAGAAAGUCUCAUCUUCAAAUCUGGAAGUCGUUAUAAUAGCAGACGUGGAUAUCUACAAAUUCAAUCCAUGGGAACUUCCAGGAAAAGCCUUGUUUGGGGAGAGCGAGUGGUUUUUCUUUAGCCCAAGAGACAGGAAAUACCCCAAUGGUGCUCGUCCAAACAGGGCAGCUGGAUCAGGUUACUGGAAAGCAACCGGAACCGACAAGCCAAUCCUCACCUCCAAUGGAUCACAGUGCCUUGGGGUGAAGAAAGCUCUUGUGUUUUACAAGGGCCGGCCUCCAAAAGGCAUAAAAACAAGUUGGUUGAUGCUUGAGUACCGCCUUCUUGAUGAUACCCACCAUCUGCAUAGGCUCAGGGGAUCGAUGCGAAAAAGCAACACUCGACCACAAAAUGGAGACGAUCAUCGCAGCAAUUUUAGCAGCUUCUCUCCAUUUACUAGCUUGAGGUGCUUACAAGGUCAAGAAAUAUUCAAGAAGGGCAAUACCCUUAAAGACUAUUAUUAUGAUCUUCAGCCAUGUCUAAUGGCUCCUGCAGAAAGUGAAGAGGCAGCUGAGCAAGGACAAGUGGAGUUCCAAGAAGCAUCUCCAGAAUACACGAUCUCAGGUUCGGAUUCAAGUUCUCAUCCAACAAUGGUUUCCACUGUCAAAGAGAAACUUGAAUAUAUCAAGAAGAUACUCUCCAUUGGAGCUCUGGAAGAACUAGUGCCAACAACUCCAAAGAAGAGGCUGCAUGUAUCCUCUUCAAAUAAUGCAGAAAAUGCAUACAUCUUCGACGAGCUUCCUUCACCACCAAAAAAGAGGCUGCACAUAUUCUCUUCAAAUAAAGCAGAAAAUGAAUGCAUUUUUGAAGUUUCUUCUCCUACUCUUUCAGCCUCAUCUCAGCAGAGCUUUCAGGGCUCUUGA
Molecule: messenger RNA, 984 nt
Organism: Populus trichocarpa (black cottonwood)
Lineage: Eukaryota; Viridiplantae; Streptophyta; Magnoliopsida; Malpighiales; Salicaceae
Product: protein ATAF2
Exons: 3
Coding region: 1-984 (327 amino acids)
Biological process (GO): regulation of DNA-templated transcription
Molecular function (GO): DNA binding
Source: RefSeq, a predicted model, not a curated record